CAAUCGCUACAGAGUUGCCGAUCAUCCUGCAUAUUUAUUAUGAGACUUUUUAAUCAGGAUUAAUUUUAAUAAGAAUAAUUGUCUAAUAAUCUCUCAAUUAAUAUUUAAUGAAGUUUACUAACGGUUUCGAAGCAAUUACUGAAGCGGUUCUUUUAAUCUCGCUCAGUAGAUUGUGGAAUGUGCGACGAGGAGCUACUGUGUUACGCAGCUCCGCAUGAUGCCAUCUCAAAAUAUUAUUUUAAACACGAAGAAUUCGUGUCUUAUGCAUUAUCGAGUUAAUAUUUUACCCCUCGAUAUAAGAUAUAAAACGUUUUAUGUGGACACUGUGUCCGCAGUAUUAAAUAAAUCCAGAAUUAUUAUUUUUACUCGGUAGCAUGUAUACGUGGCAACAGAGCAAAGCUGGGCUCGAGUGCCCAGUCACUUCCUAGUCAAAAGAAUUUCAUCGAUCACAAACAAUAAUAUAUUUAUAUCGUUGAACAAGUGAAAUACAGUGAAAACAUUAACUUCAAUAACGACGAUUUCAACAUAUACGCUUACUUGAUUACGAAAUUUUUGGUGAAACAUUUUCCUAUGCCUAAUUAUUCGUAACAUAACAAGGAGCGUCGGUUUUAUGCGUUACAUGUGCAACCACUAUUAAAGUUGACUUCACCGCUAGAAUUUUUUAAAUGCAUCUAUGAACAAACACAAUUUUUCAUCUUUACUACCACUUGGACUAUUUAUUAUCUACCCGGAUGUAUUAAGGCUAUAUCUCGUGUCCUAUUGAUACACGUGAAUGCAUUAAUAUCGCUAUCUAAUUAUAUGUAUAUAUAUAUUACAUGGUGUCUUAGACAUACAAAUACUUUGUUGAACUGCCUAGAAAAGAAAACUCUUUGGAAUUUCAUCUUUAACAAAUAUUUGCUGGAUUUAUAUGAUAGAUCUAUGAAGCAUAUAAUUACUGAAAGCAAAUGUGGAACGGAUCAUAUUUGACAUUGAUGUGUUAUUCCUCCUGUUGGAAGAUCAUGUGCAUUAUGAAGAUAACUUGAUAAAAAGUUACUAAGAAAUAUAAGAGAUAAAAGUAGAUGAUAGAAUAGAUUUGCUAAUGGUGCUUUGGCGCUGUUCUCAUUUUCCUCCUGUCAGCACAAUGGAGGAACCCGCAAAGAAGAAACAACGUCUUGAGAAUAGUAAUGAUGGAAUUGAAUCUUUCGCGGAUAUAAAGUAUUUUCAGAACAGUUUAUUAGCUCAGUGUUUAUGCAAUAUACCAGAGGGUAGCUUGCGUAAACCGCUUACUACAGCAACAUUGGAAAUGGCUGAUGGUAGCUUUCGUCCUAUAGUAUUAUCUGACUGGGAACCUGAUCAAACUCUGGAGUUUCUAAGCGCCUUGCAGCUUCUUUUUGAUUUGGCCAUCAAACAGAAUACGAAAGGUGUUAUGUGCAGUAGAGUUGCAGAUAUUUGUGAUCUGUUAGCUCGAAAUGAACAUGGUAUUAUAGAUCAGAUAAUUGAUCUUUCCAGUACAACCAAUAAGUUUAUAUCGUUUGUUGCAAGCAGAGUUUUGGCUUCAUUUUUUAUUGUAACAAAGGACAAUGUUGAAAUCAUUUGGUUAGAGAGACUUAUUCAAUCUUUAGUGAACACUAACUCUCCCAAUCAAAUGGUAUUCACUUUGGAUAUUGUGAAAAAAGUGGUAGAACAUAAAGAUUGCUCCCUUCAUCCAUCAGAAGAGACAGCCAAUAUAAUGUCUGAUUGUAAUACUAUAACACUGUCAGAUACAGAAAGUUUUGAUAGUACUACGGUAAAAGCUACAUGCGUUAAAGUAUUAGAAUCUAAAUGGACUAUAUUAGUAUCUAAGUUUGAUGCAAUUCUCGCCUCGUACACGCCGCAAUAUGAGUCAGCUGUUGUAACAUUUUUAGAUUUAUGGGAAUCAAUCAUUUCUGUAAAAGCCAAUUUAUCAGUUAUCGAUACUAAGCUUUUCUAUUGUCAAUUAGAUAAUUUGGUUUCGUUGCUGAAUGCCAAUGUUCCAUGUAUCAUCUGGAGACAUCUUUUAAAAUUGUUUAAUGAAAUAUUAUGUUACGGUAGUACAUUAGCACUACAAGAUGUCUUACCUGAUGAACCUUGCUCUCUAGCACAUAUAAUAGUUCGUGCCGUUAAAGAUUGGAGAUUAUUAGAUUCCUUACCAUAUCGUCAUGGGUCUGGAAGAUUUGGAGGUGGUUCUGGUGAAGGAGACAGACCACUUCUACAAAAAAUUGUGCUCUUAGUUUUAAAAAGUGUUGCAGUGACUGUAAAGGAAACCCGCAGUGAUUCUAGUGACUCUUCUUUGGGUUCAGAAGCAGAAGAUCUUGAUGCUGAUAUGGCAGUUAUCGAGCGAAGUAUUAGAGAAGUUUUAAGACAGCUAGAUCAAUGCGUCAAAACAUUAAUGCCUUUCCAUCCAGAAAUGCCAUUAUCGCAAUGGGUUGUACAAAUGUUUCAUGAUCAAGAUGACUUCUUGAUAGAAGGUAUGGUUUGCUGUCUCGAUGUGGCAGUUGGUCUUUUUUAUAGAGGACCGCCGCAAAAUGAUUUAGGUCAUAUGCUUAGCCCGACGUUAACAUUUAUACGAUUCAUACAUGCUGUGUCGCAUGAUCGAGAUGUUUUAUUAGAUUUACUUGUUAGUAAUGAAACUUGUUUUUUAUUAUACUUAUUGAGAUUCUUAAAGUAUGUCAGAAGAAAUUGGUCAGAAUUUGUAUCGUGUUGUGGUAGAGAGCUCGAUGAGACCAUGACAGUAUUAAUAAGACUUCGAUUGGCGAUCGACAGAUUAGUGUCUAAAGCUUUGUUUCCUUAUAACAUCAAUCCGGUUCUUCGUUUAUUAGAAAAAUGUGAAUCCUUUUAUGAAGCAAAUGUUUGUCUUUAAACUGGGGAAAAAUUUUCAAUCAGUAUGUAUGCAUCAUAAAUACAUAAAAUUUUUAUCAAUUAAAAAUAAAAUGAUACGGAUAGAGAGAAGAAACUUUAGUAAAAAUAAAAAUUGAUAAGAAUAAUAUUUUUCAAUGGGAAUAAGAAAGAAAUUCUUUUUAUUUAUUAAUUCAUCUUCACCAGUUAAGAGAUUAAUCAAUGACUGUAUUAUAAUAAAAAAUGUUAAAUAUUAUUAGUUUAAUAUGUACAAAACUGUUAAGAUAUUUGCAGAUUUAUUUUGUAAAAAGUAAUCUGCGGCAUGUAACUUAGGUGCACUUUUGAUAUAAAAACAAAAUGUACUGUUUAUAUGAUAAUAUAAAUAUUUAGGUUUGUAAAAUAUGAUGUAACAAAUCAAAUUGAAAAAUUUGUUUCAUAUCUUUAGUGCAGCGGCAUGCAUUUAACAUAAUAUUACUAUUUAUAAAGAAAUCUAAACGCAUUAUAUAUUUUAUAUUAAUAGAGUGAUUACUGUAAAUCACAAUUGUACAGAUCUUGAAAUAUUUUUUUCAAAAGUGACUGACUUGUAUCUAUUUCUUAAUACAAUAUUAUUCAUCAUCUACGUUCAAAGUAAGAAAAGUGUAUUUUUAUUUAUUAUUAUAUUAGUCGUAAAUCGUAUGCAGUCACUAUCAAUUUUUUUUUUACGUAAAAUAUCUUCUUUUUAUAGUUGAAACGUAUAUAUAUAGAAAUCUAGUAGAAUAAAGUAGUACAAAGAUGAUUAUUAAAUCACAUUCUCUAAACAAAAUUGCACACACGCAUGGUGCUAUAAAUAAUACAUUUCCCAAAGCAUGAUUAGAUAAUGUAUCUACAUCUAUGAAAUGUGCAAAUACUUGAAAACAAAAAAAAAAUAAGUUUAAUUAAUUAUAAAA
Messenger RNA from Polistes canadensis, 3758 nucleotides. It is a transcript of the gene lin, whose product is annotated as protein lines. NCBI's taxonomy places the organism in Eukaryota, Metazoa, Arthropoda, Insecta, Hymenoptera, Vespidae. The record is from RefSeq and is a predicted model, not a curated record. The transcript has 2 exons. Bases 1079 to 2857 code for a protein of 592 amino acids.